Molecule: messenger RNA, 397 nt
Organism: Prorocentrum cordatum
Lineage: Eukaryota; Dinophyceae; Prorocentrales; Prorocentraceae
Source: the annotation of a GenBank genome assembly
GGCACCAUCCGCACCGUGCUCGGCGGCUACCUCGGCAACGGCGCGCUGCCAAAGGAGCAGGUGGCCUGGGUGGACGAGGCGCUCAAGCAGGGCGCCGCCAAGGGCCGCUUCCCCACGAGCGUGCCGACCAGGCUGCCGUGGGAGGAGAAGAAGCCCGACGCAGAGGAGUGGGCCGAGCUGGCGAAGGUCGGAUCCGGCGUCUGGGACGGGCGCGGCUUCGGGGAGAGCGGGCUGCGCCCCUUCGAGCUCGCGACGGUGAGGCUGCAGAACAUGGUCAGCGGCAUCGUGGCGAACUGGAGCGACCUGAAGCCGCCGGACGAUGAGCUGCUGGUGCAGCAGGGGGGCGCGGUAGUGCUCGACGAGGAGGGCUCGGCCACUUACUUCUACCGCGACAAGG